GUUCACCAGCGGAGCCUUGAGAUCCUGCAGCGAUGCAAAGACGACAAAAACAAUUGGUGCAUCAGCCGCAGGACUCCUCUAUCAGACCUGCAGGGAUCGAACACGCUCAGCCAGAAAACAAGCAGGAGGUGCGAGGAAGACGAGGGCAUCUUCGUGAACUCGCUGAAUAAUAAGCUGCUGGAGCGAGCGCAGGGCAUCCUGAUGAGAAACAAGAGCUACAAGACCAAGCCGAGCCUCCCGAAGCACCUGCUGGAUGUGAAAUCACUGAAGUAUCUGAGCUGCCUGACGCUCCACGACCGCAUCACCAAAUCGCUGCUGCAUCUGCACAAGAAGAAGAAACCUCCCAGCAUCAGCGCGCAGUUCAGCGUGUCUCUGAAUAAGCUGAUGGAGACUCUGGGACAGUCGGAGCCGUACUUCGUGAAAUGCAUCCGCUCUAAUGCAGAAAAGCUUCCUCUGCGUUUCAACGAGGCGCUGGUGCUGAGACAGUUACGCUACACCGGCAUGCUGGAGACGGUGAGGAUACAGCGCUCCGGAUACAGCGUCAAAUACAGCUUCCAGGAUUUUGCCCAUCAUUUCCGUGUGCUGUUACCCGCCGGCUUUCAUGCCACUCAGACGCGAAUCAGACAGUUCCUGCAGAGCGUUGACCUCGAGACCAACGGACAUCAAGUGGGCAGAAGCACGGUGUUCCUGCGGGAGCGUCUGCGGCAGCGUCUGCAGGAGCAGCUUCAUCAGGAGGUGCUGAGGAGGAUCGUGUGUCUGCAGAGAAGCUUCAGGACGCAGCAGGAGAGGAGACGCUUCUGCAGACAGAGACGAGCCGCUCGACUCAUACAGCGCUGGUGGCGGGACUGUCUGACUCGAUCGGAGCUCCAGCAGGGGGCAGCACUGCGUCUGCAGGCGUCCUGGAGAGGCUUCAGAGAGCGACAGCUGUACCUGCGGCGGAGGAGAGCAACGCUAGUCAUCCAGAUGCGCUGGAGGAGAGUCCUGCAGACGCGACACACAGCCGCGCGCCUCAUUCAGGCCGUCUGGAGGAGCUGCAGACACAGACGCAGCGCCGCCGUCACGCUUCAGGCCGCCUGCAGGGGGCAGCAGGCCCGGCACAGGUGCCGCAUUCUGAGAGAGCUGCGACGUGGAGAGAAAAGCCUCUGUGAAAACACUGUGAGCAAAAGUUUACACGCCCAUCAAAACCCAGCUGACGUCCAAGAGGAGAAGCGAGAGAGUCGAUCCACCAGAGCUCGCAGAAGCGUAGACGACAGCACGCUGAAGAGCCGCUCCAAACGCGAAAGCAGGAGGCAACGGGAACUCCAGCAAGCCACGUUCAAUCUAGAGCUGCUCAAAGUCCGGUCCGGUUCAGUGGACGACGCGCUUCCCGCUCAGACCGCGCUCUCCAAACAUCAACCUCCGGACAGUCGGGAAAGCUUCGAGCUCCUCAUCCUUCCCGAUGAGGAACCGGCGACGUCCCAAACCGAAUCCGAGCCGACGGAGGAGAACCGGAGCAGUCCGGCGUCCUUCAAACCUCACUUCUACAUCGCAGACGAGGACGGCAGCCCGCUCAAGCAGACCCAGGAGAAGAAGGAGUCUGUGGUGGUCAUAAUCAGCAUGCAGGAGAACCCAGUCGAGCACAGCAGCCUGGAAGCUCUGCAGAAACUCCAGCCUAUGGAUGCUCAAGAGGUUUGUGGAGACACCGAGGACAGAGCGAAUGGAUUGUCGUCCUCAGAUCAUUCAGACGACCCUGAACCUCAAACCCCUUCUUCCAAACCCCUCCAGCUGGACUUGAGGGACUCAGAGGCCAAGAAGGAGGUUCAGAAGAAGUUUGUUUCUCAAAGCAUCAGCAUCAGUAUGAAGGAGAAAGCCUUCUGUCCCAAACGCAGCCAACUGACCUUCUCCAAGUCUGACAAAGACCUGGUGAAUCAGGAGCGAUCUCUGGAGAUCCAAAGAGAGGCGGGAUUCAGAUCGUUAAAAACCAGAGAGAAAGAGCAGAAGAGGAUCCAGAAGACCAUGUCGUCAGGUGACCUUGGGAAAAUGGAUUCGCUCAGGAAGUCGAUCUCGCAAACCGAUGGCAGGGUCAGAGGCAAAAUGCGAUUCUGGAGUAAAAGCAAACGUGACGAUAAAAAGAUGUCCACCAGGGGGCGCUCCGCAGAUUCAGAGCUCACCGACUCUCCUCUAGGAAGCCCUGAGCAGGCCGGACUGUCCGAACGCGGACACGACAGCAAGGAGAACCGCGAGCCCAUGAUGAGCAUGAUGUCGAUGAAGAGGAGACGCAGUGUGAAGAUCAGUAGCGUGUCGCUAGAAUCCUCCGCCUGGCAGAACGACUCGCUGCACAUCCUGACUAGCACCGCUGACUAUCGCAGCAUGAACGACUUCCUCAUGAAGAAGAUCAGCGAUCUAGAAGCUGAAGACAGUCAGAAGGACACACCGGUGGAUGUGGUCUUCAAGAAGGCCCUGAAAGAGUUUCGCCUCAACAUCUUCAACUCGUACUCUACUGCUCUGGCCAUGGAUGAUGGCAGGAGCAUUCGUUAUAAAGAUCUCUAUGCUCUGUUCGAGCACAUCUUAGAGAAGAACAUGCGUCUGGAGCAGAGAGACUGGAGUGAGUCGCCGGUUAAAGUCUGGGUCAACACGUUUAAAGUCUUCCUUGAUGAGUUCAUGACCGAAUACAAGCCAGUGGACGGAACCAUCAGUAAGGCCUCUAAACCUGAGAGGAAGAAGAGGAGGAAAAAGGAAUCGGACACCGUGGAAGAGCACAUGGGUCACAUCUUUAAAUCCACUCAGUACAGCAUCCCAACAUACUGCGAGUUCUGUUCGUCACUCAUCUGGAUGAUGGACAAAGCGUGUGUCUGCAAACUCUGUCGCUAUGCGUGUCACAGGAAGUGCUGUCUGAGGAUGACCACCACAUGCAGUAAGAAGUUUGACCCCGAGCUGUCUUCACGGCAGUUUGGCGUUGAGUUGUCUCGUUUAACGAGCGAUGAGAGAGCCGUCCCGCUGGUGGUGGAGAAGCUGAUCAACUACAUCGAGAUGCAUGGCCUCUACACCGAGGGCAUCUACAGGAAGUCUGGAUCCACCAAUAAAAUCAAAGAACUCAAGCAGGGGCUGGACACCGAUGUGAACAGUGUGAAUUUAGACGACUACAACAUCCAUGUGAUCGCCAGUGUGCUGAAACAGUGGCUGCGUGACCUUCCAAACCCCCUCAUGACCUUUGAAUUUUAUGAGGAGUUCCUCAGGGCUAUGGGUCUGCAGGAUAAGCGUGAGGUGGUUCAGGGGGUUUAUUCGGUCAUCGAUCAGCUCAGCCGAACUCACCUGAGCACACUGGAGAGACUCAUAUUCCACCUGGUCCGGAUCUCAUUCCAGGAGGUGACGAAUCGCAUGUCUGCCAAUGCGGUGGCCAUCGUGUUUGCACCCUGCAUACUGCGCUGUCCCGACACCACCGACCCGUUACAGAGCGUCCGGGACAUCAGCAAGACCACUGCGUGUGUCGAGCUGAUCAUCUGCGAGCAGAUGAGGAAAUAUAAAGCCCGUCUGAAGGACAUCAACACGCUGGAGUUUGCCGAAAGCAAAGCCAAGAGUCGGCUGACGCACAUCCGGCGCUCGAUGGGUCAGGGGCGUUUACGCAAAAGUGGGCGCCACACGCCCUCGCCGCCCUUAAGCCCUCGAGCAGCAGAGGGGGCGGAGCCGGGCGAGGAGGGGGCGGAGUCUGCGCUGAGUGAGCAGCAGCAAGCAGCCAUGCAGCAGGAGGAGAAAGUGUUGUCUCAGCAGAUAGAAAACCUGCAGAAAGAGAAGGAAGAACUGACCUAUGAGAUGCUGGCUUUGGAGCCCAGAGCGUCCGAUGACGAGAUGCUGGAGUCGGAAGCAUCUAUCGGAACAGCAGACAGCUCAGAAAACCUCAUGGAGUCGGAAGGCGCCGCGUCCGAUCAAUGGGACAAAAGCCCCGGCGCCGUGUCGGCAGCACGCUGGAGGAAGUCCGAGUACAAAAGCAGACGCAGUUUACAGCGUCAGCCUGAAUCUCUGGACUCGGUGGACUCGGCCGUAGCCUCGCUGUCCUCGGUGUCGUCCACGCCUCACUAUCGGGUUCGUUCGUCCUCUUCCGGGCCGCUAUUUUCCUCCAGCUCUCCCGGCAGGGACUUGCACAUUCUCCCCGACCAGGAGGGCUCCGAACAGGCUUCCCUGAACACCCGAUGUGCCUCCAGCUCCGAGAAAACCCGAGGGAACCGAAGCUGCUCGCCAAAGCCCCGCGAGCCGGGCGAAGGCGUUGCCGGCAGCCGAAGACGAGAGCAUGACUUCGGUUCUUCUCAGCCUUUGGUGCUGUAUGGGAGUAAUGAAUUUAUGGUGUGACGACAAUGGUGUCCAACGUUAGCCGGAGCUGGUAAAGCAGGAACACCAACGGAUGUCCGAAUAACAUUUAAAGUGAAAGAGAGAAGGCUUGGGAAUCAACCUUCAAUUGCUCGGUGAUCAAAAUUGUAAGGAAGGUACUGAAUGGGGUUUUUACGAAAUGUACGACCUACUGACUGUAACGGACCUGCUGGACUGGUCCGUUUCUCACAGCAAGAGUAGUUGAACGGGGAAAGAGCGAUUUUUAAUCACCUGAGCCAAUCAGAAGUCAAGCGACUUCAACCGAAUGCAUGCCGUAUUGCUACUAUUUUAUUUUCACUCUAUGAUUAAAACCUUUGAUAAAGUGCUAAAUAUGUAAAAUAAUAUUAUAUAUAUCUCGAACGAAUCAUGUAAAUAGCUGAAAUCUCUGUGCUGCUGAGUAACGUCUUUUUGUGUUGCAGAUUGAAAACUAGAGCGUGUGAAUCUGGUGUUUGUCUCUGUAUGUUGUUUCUUAUGGGUGAGUGUGACAGAAACGCACAUGAUUUAGGUCUUAUUUCGUCCCAUUGUUUG
This is a messenger RNA of Sinocyclocheilus anshuiensis, 4869 nucleotides long. RefSeq names its product unconventional myosin-IXa-like. Gene Ontology annotation, molecular function: actin filament binding; GTPase activator activity; ATP binding. NCBI's taxonomy places the organism in Eukaryota, Metazoa, Chordata, Actinopteri, Cypriniformes, Cyprinidae. Gene Ontology annotation, cellular component: myosin complex; actin filament; axonal growth cone. Gene Ontology annotation, biological process: intracellular signal transduction; establishment of epithelial cell apical/basal polarity. The annotation marks the transcript as partial. The transcript has 28 exons. The record is from RefSeq and is a predicted model, not a curated record.